CUGUUUUUCAAAUGAAAUUGACAUAAGACCUGUCGCCCGCUAGUACCUCACAGACGUCAGGCGGGUACCCGUACCAUGUGAUUUCUUGACAUUCGGAAAACGUCACAUCCGUGAUCCGUCUUCCCCUAUUCCCUUUCUUCGCGAAAAUUUGAGUAUCGGUUCCCGGUAGUUUUCCAAUCUUCAUUUGCAUUUUUCAAGCGGUAUUCAACGAUUUCGUGAAAAAUUUCGCUGGAAUCUAGUAGAGUAUAUUUCAAUAGUUGUCUUGCGUCGCCAUGUUAUCUUUACUCGGGCCUCCUACUUGUACAGAAAUUUAAUUAUUUCGGAUGUUGCUUAUUUGGCGUCGCCAGGUGCUUACAAAAUAUGGAAAUUCCUUGCACAGAUGCUAUUGAUAAAAAUCAGAUUUGCGAAGUGAAAAUUCACAAUAUUUACAGCCCAUCUAGGUUCUGGGCUGUGGUAAAUAAUGCAAACAUGAAAGUAUUUGCUAGAUACCUGACCCACUAUUACAAGCAGAAAGGAGUACCAUUAACAGAAAUUACAAAACAUGCAAUUUGUGUGAUACACCAAAAGAACAACUAUUAUAGAGCAAUCAUUUUGCCAGUGAUCUUUUAUGGUCAAGAUAAAAUUAGGGCAUUUCUUGUGGAUUAUGGCAUUUUUACUCAUGUUACACGAGCAGAUUUGUUCCAGAUUAAGCCCAAACACUUGAAAGUACCACGUUUGGCUUUUAGAUGUUGUCUAGCAUAUGUGCACAAUAAAGAUAAAAAUCAACCUUGGACUGUUGCAGCUCUACAGACUUUCUGUGAAAUCCUUCAAACUAGAAAGAUUUUUAUGAAAAUACAUGAGAUCGAUGAAAAACAGAGAACUUUGUAUGUGGACAUUUUGCGCCAAUGUAAAAAUUCCUUGGAGUCAUGUAGUACCCUUCUAGUCUCCUCUGGUCAAGCUUUAUUGAAUUCUUAUGAAGCAAACACUGAAGAAAAAGAUCCUAGAUAUAAGAGGGUUAUGAAAUAUAUGCAUUUGUUUCCUACUUUUCAAACAUUGGAGGGAGGGGAAGUCCCAUAUUCCCUCUGGGAGCACAAUCUGCUGAAAGACUGUCUUCCUAAAGAUGUACUUUAUAAAAAUUAUUACGAGUAUGUUAAAAUAGAUGACAGGAACAACAAGUAGCCAUCUCAUAGCUUUGAAUUGAUAAAUUUGUAAACUAAUGUGUUCCAUGGCUUUAUAUGGGUUGUAUUUCUAUUCCAAGACUGUGCUAAUUCUAUGCUCCUUUUGGCUCCAAUUGGCUAGUGAUAGUUUUAAGACUAGAUCCUAGAUAGCAAUCUGUAGAAACUCAAAUGAAUGUUAUAUAUUGACCCUUACAUGGAUUUAUUCAUAAGGUUUUUCAAUAACAUUUUGUUCUAUAUUGUUUUCACUUGCUUUUUAAGCAUGUGAGAAUCAUUGUGUUCCAUUACUUCAAUUCAAGUGAUAUUUUGACAGUGAAUUUUUUGUUUUGUAAUGAAAUGCAAAAUUGUAGGUAUUACGUGAAACUGUAAUACUACAUAUGUGCAAUAGAUUCUAGACAUAUAUGGUAUACUUGUGGCAAUAUGAUUAUGAAAUAAAUAGUACCUAUCUUGAUCAUAAGCUACAGUGUGGCGGUAUUGGUCACUAUAUUAAAUUCAUAUUAUAUAUAUAUAUAAAGAUUAAUAGUAUUAAUAUUUUUUAUAUUUUUGUAUUUUUAUAUCUCUACAAAAUAAUGAUAUUCAUGUGUUCCUUAUGAUGUGUUCAAUAAAUAAAUCUACUUUUGAAA
This is a messenger RNA of Acanthoscelides obtectus, 1777 nucleotides long. The record is from the annotation of a GenBank genome assembly. Lineage: Eukaryota; Metazoa; Arthropoda; Insecta; Coleoptera; Chrysomelidae.